AUGAACGCUAAUAUAUGGGUGGCUGCUUCAGAUGGUAAUUUGGACCGAGUGGAACAUAUCCUCCGCGAGAGUAAAGGCGCCAUGACCCCGCAAUCCAAGGACAUUAACGGCUACACUCCAAUGCAUGCUGCCGCCGCAUACGGCCACCUGGAUUUGCUGAAGAAAAUGUGCAAUGAGUACAAUGGAGACAUUAAUGUGUUGGACAACGACGGCGAUACCCCGUUGCACCAUGUGGAGGAUGUGGCCACUGCCAGGUUGAUCGUGGAAGAGCUGGGUGGAGACUUCACUAUCAGGAAUGUGGAGGGCCAAACGCCAUACGACUCGUUCGUCGAGAACGGUGAAGAUGGUGAGCUAAUCGAGUACAUGAGGAUUAAGUCCGGCGUGGCCGAUGUUCACGGAGUGGACGGCGUGCAGGGUGAGGGUGUCAUCGACAGCAAAUUGCUGGAAGAGUUCAAGGACAACGUGAGAUACACCUUGGAAAAUGACCCUGAGGAAGGAGCCGAUGAGGCCACUCUGCAACGCAGGAGGCAGUUGGAACAGAUCAUUACGGGAGACAACGCUGAGGAGGAGUUGGAAAGGUACAUCCGUGCUAUGGUCAGAGAGCAGAUGCUGGGCCAGGGCUCCAUGGCGGGUUCCGGGGACGAACCAGAUUCCAAGAGAAGAAAAUAA
Messenger RNA from Saccharomyces cerevisiae S288C, 669 nucleotides. It is a transcript of the gene ACL1, whose product is annotated as ribosomal protein chaperone ACL1. The coding region runs from base 1 to 669 and encodes 222 amino acids. NCBI's taxonomy places the organism in Eukaryota, Fungi, Ascomycota, Saccharomycetes, Saccharomycetales, Saccharomycetaceae. The record is from RefSeq and is marked reviewed. The transcript has a single exon.